AUGUCUACCUUGGCUACUUCACACUUUGUACCAAGAAGCUCACAUGUAUCCAGUGGAGCAACUUUGAGAUCAGAAAAUAAAACAAACUUGGCACAAAUAGGCCUAAGGAGCCAAACGGCAACUCACAAUGGCUUGAGAUCUUUAACAACUGUGGACAUCCUACAACAGAAAGCCAAUGGAAAAGUAACUGCCAGGCAAACCAGCAGAAAAGAGGCCAAAAUUGGGAGUGACAAGCCUUCGGGAGCCAUUAUUUGUGCAAGCGGGAUGAACUUGGUUUUUGUGGGAGUUGAGGUGGGCCCAUGGAGCAAAACUGGUGGGCUAGGUGAUGUUCUUGGUGGACUGCCACCUGCCAUGGCGGCCAAUGGGCAUCGAGUUAUGACAGUAUCUCCACGCCAUGAUCAGUACAGAGAUGCUUGGGACACUAGUGUGCUCGUUGAGAUAAGAGUUGGAGACAGAAUCGAGACCGUUCGCUUCUUCCACUGCUAUAAACGUGGAGUUGAUCGUGUUUUUGUGGAUCAUCCAGUGUUCCUGGAGAAGGUUUGGGGAAAAACGGGAUCAAAGAUCUAUGGCCCUAAGGCAGGAGAUGAUUAUCAGGACAACCAACUUCGAUUUAGCUUGUUGUGCCUAGCAGCUCUGGAGGCACCAAGAGUUUUGAAUUUAAACAGCAGUAAACAUUUCUCUGGACCAUAUGGUGAGGAUGUCAUCUUCAUCGCCAAUGAUUGGCACACUGCUCUCAUUCCAUGCUACCUGAAAACUAUGUACCAAUCCAGGGGAAUCUACAAUACUGCCAAGGUCACUUUCUGCAUCCACAACAUUGCCUAUCAGGGCAGAUUUGCCUUUUCAGACUUUGCACUUCUGAAUCUGCCUGAUCAAUUUAAGAGCUCUUUUGAUUUUGUUGACUGUUAUGAAAAGCCUGUGAAGGGAAGGAAAAUUAACUGGAUGAAAGCUGGAAUAUUAGAAUCAGAUAGGGUAUUGACCGUGAGCCCAUAUUAUGCCCAGGAACUUGUUUCUGGUGUUGAGAAAGGUGUGGAAUUGGAUAAUAUCCUUCGUAAGACUGGCAUAACUGGCAUUGUGAAUGGAAUGGAUAUCCAGGAGUGGAAUCCAGCAACGGAUAAGUACAUUGAUGUCAACUAUGACAUCACAACCGUUAUGGAUGCAAAGCCUAUCUUGAAGGAAACACUUCAAGCAGAAGUUGGGUUGCCUGUGGACAGGAAUAUUCCUCUGAUUGGCUUCAUUGGUAGACUAGAAGAGCAGAAAGGUUCAGAUAUUCUUGUAGCUGCCAUUCCGAAAUUCAUCAGUAUGAAUGUUCAGAUAGUGAUCCUGGGAACUGGUAAAAAACACUUUGAGAAGCAGAUUGAACAACUUGAGGUAUUGUACCCUGACAAGGCUAGAGGAGUAGCGAAGUUCAAUGUUCCCUUGGCCCACAAGAUUAUUGCUGCGUCUGAUUUCAUGUUGAUCCCAAGUAGAUUUGAACCUUGCGGUCUCAUUCAGUUACAUGCUAUGCGCUAUGGAACGGUGUGCAUCUGUCCCUUGACAGGUGGACUGGUUGACACUGUCAAAGAAGGUUAUACAGGGUUCCAUAUGGAUGCUUUCAAUGUUGAAUGUGACACUGUUGAUCCAGCCGAUGUAAUUAAGAUUGUGACGACUGUUGCGAGAGCCCUUGCAAUCUACGGUAGCCUUGCCCUAAAAGAGAUGAUCAUAAGUUGCAUGAAGCAAGACUUUUCUUGGAAGGGGCCUGCCAAGAAAUGGGAAUUGAUGCUGCUGAGCUUGGGCGUUGAUGGCAGUGAACCUGGAAUUGACGGGGAGGAGAUCGCUCCUCUUGCCAAGGAAAAUGUUGCCACCCCAUGAGGUCUAUAAUAUUGUUGGCUUGAAGCGCUGGUCCAUUUAAAUAAAGUAACAUGUCAAGUGAAGUAGCUAUGAGCUAUGUAUUAUCUCCCGAGCACUUAUGGCCCUAUCCUUGAUCAUUUACAUAUAUGUGAUCGGUGCUUGACACUUAUUCCUGAGUGUUUAUCUCUCGGGACAACUUAUCUUAGGGUCUCUCGAGGAUAUUAGGUUGGUGCUAUAGCCAUUAAUAUUUUGUAAUAAUUACUGUUUGUGUGAGUUUCGAGGACACAAAAAUUCAUUAAUUAUUCUGUCACAGUCAUUCAAAUCUUCAUUAAUGAGCAAUCAUGUCCUCU
Molecule: messenger RNA, 2177 nt
Organism: Ilex paraguariensis (yerba mate)
Lineage: Eukaryota; Viridiplantae; Streptophyta; Magnoliopsida; Aquifoliales; Aquifoliaceae
Source: the annotation of a GenBank genome assembly